AUGAUCGAGCUCUGGUUCGCGUACUACUCUGCCUGGUCCGGCCAGAUCCUCUUAGAGCGAUGGGCCAUUGGUCUUUACAACAUACUGUUCACUGGUGGGGCACCUUUAGCCCUGGGACUGUUUGACUGGCGUUGCACUGCCAUUGUUUCCUACAAUUACCCGAAACUCUACAAACCCUCACAGGCAGCCCAGUAUUUCAAUGGCAAGGUUUUCUGGUACUGGAUGUCUAAUGCUAUGAUCCAUUCCGCGUUGUUGUUUUGGCUACCGCUGAUGGCCUUUGAUGAAGGCAUUAUCUUAACCAAUGGUAUGGAUGGAAGCUACGUCAUUCUGGGCAACAUCAUCUACACUUAUGUUGUGGUCACGGUCUGCCUCAAGGCCGCACUGGAUACUUACUCGUGGACGUGGUUUUCCACAUUGGCUUACGGAGGAUCGGUUUUGGCGUGGAUUCUCUUUUUAGCGAUUUACAGAGUAGCUUGGUUUGCUGGCCCGGCUAACCACUGA
This is a messenger RNA of Daphnia pulicaria, 501 nucleotides long. Its product is annotated as probable phospholipid-transporting ATPase IA. Gene Ontology annotation, molecular function: ATPase-coupled intramembrane lipid carrier activity. The record is from RefSeq and is a predicted model, not a curated record. The transcript has 3 exons. Gene Ontology annotation, cellular component: plasma membrane. Bases 1 to 501 code for a protein of 166 amino acids. Gene Ontology annotation, biological process: phospholipid translocation. Lineage: Eukaryota; Metazoa; Arthropoda; Branchiopoda; Diplostraca; Daphniidae.